Molecule: messenger RNA, 1780 nt
Organism: Paralichthys olivaceus (Japanese flounder)
Lineage: Eukaryota; Metazoa; Chordata; Actinopteri; Pleuronectiformes; Paralichthyidae
Gene: adprh
Product: ADP-ribosylarginine hydrolase
Biological process (GO): protein de-ADP-ribosylation
Molecular function (GO): magnesium ion binding; ADP-ribosylarginine-[protein] hydrolase activity
Source: RefSeq, a predicted model, not a curated record
UGGCUCUGAGGCUCAGCUGAACCUGUGUCACUGACUCUGUGGAGUCUCCAUCUUGUCGGAGGGAAAUCUCCGCUGCGUCUUUUUAUAGCUCGGCUGCAGUGAGUCCUGGUGCGAGCAGCAGCGGACAGAGGGGUCAGUGUUUGCAGGGAACAGGCCUCUGGGCUCGAACUCACCACAGACGGCGGAGCUCAGAGGAGAAACACGCGGACCUCGCUCCAGAGCCCCGGUGUCUCCUGACGCGUGUGGCCGCCUCUCGAAGCCUCGUCCCUGGGAAGAGCGCGCUGCCAUGGACCGAUGUGCCACACUGGAGCACUAUAAAGCCGGCAUGCUGCUGAGCGGUGUAGGUGACGCUCUUGGUUACAGGAACCAGCUGUGGGAGUACAAUGAGUCUGGACCAGCUAUUCACCAGGAGCUGAAGGAGCUCGGAGGCCUGAGGAACAUCAAGGCUGAGCUUCCUGAUUGGCCGGUGAGCGACGACACGGUUCUUCAUCUGGCGACGGCUGAAGGACUGGCCACUGGGAAGACGGGGGAGGCGCUCCUGCACGAGGUGGCCGCUCGAUAUGUGGAGGGGAUGAAAGACAUGGACGGGAGGAAACCGGGGCCUUCCAGCAUCCUGGGAGUGUCGCAGUUGAAACCUGGGGAGGAGGAGGGCUACAGAAUUCCUUAUAACCCAGAGGGGACGGGGUGUGGAGCAGCCAUGAGGUCCAUGUGCAUUGGCCUGAGGUAUCCAAAACCUGACCAGCUGUUGUCGCUGGUGGCAGUUGCCAUGGAGACAGGGAGGAUGACCCAUCCCCACCCCACUGGAUUCCUCGGAGCUGUGGCGUCGGCCCUUUUCACCGCGUACGCAGUCCAGCGCAGGCCAAUCACGACGUGGGGUCUGGGCCUGAUCAACGAGGCAUGUCCGAUAGCAAAGACCUUUGUUCAGGGUCGAGGCUUCGCCGUGGAGGCGACGGAGAGAGACUGGAGCUACUUCUGUGACAAGUGGCAGUGGUACCUGGAUAUUAGGGGCAUCUCCAACGGCGUGGGCCCUGCGAUCUGGCCCUCGUCCUACGGCCCGGCUGAGAGAGACGAAGCCUACAAGAGCUUCAGCCUGUCGGGCUGGGCGGGACGAAGCGGCCACGAUGCUCCGAUGAUCGCCCUCGAUGCCCUGCUGGGCGCGGGCUCGGACUGGGAGGAGUUGAUGAGCAGAGCGGGUUUCCAUGGAGGCGACAGUGACAGCACCGCAGUGAUCGCCUGCUGCUGCUGGGGUCUUCUCUACGGCACACAGGGCGUCCCUGAGGGAAACUACUCCAAACUGGAGUACAGGGAUCGACUGGAGCACAGCGCCGAGCAGCUCUACGCACUGUCACACUGAGGUCUCCGCAACAUGCCGUGCUGACAUUGCGUGUCUUAACUUGUUGCACUGAGAGGAAACUGGGCCACACUGGGCCAUGCUUGCCUGAAGGGGGAGUAGUGUCCCACUGACCUAAAGUCAAUCAUUUCUGCCACAACAAGGCCUUUGUUGUGUUGGUGCUGAGGUUGGCGUAUAAAGAGGGCUCCCCCUAGUGACCGUUUGAAAUGAACAUGCAGAGUUGUACUAAGCGGAACGAAUCCCGGCUAAUGAGAAUGUUAGGAGAAUACAAAACGUCCCCCAGGAGGUAAUUACUUUGUUUUGUCAGCUUGACAUAAUAGUAAAUGCUUAGUUACUCCAAAUUAAAUGUGCUUUUGUUAUCGUCUAAUGAAAAAUACAAUUCUGCGUCUCACUAUAGUUAACUGGGGCCUCAUUCAACUGUAACUGCAG